UUUACUGUAUAUAGUUCGUAUAGCGUGCAAGUAUUAACAUCAUGUGGAAAUUAUUUAAUAUUUUGUUCAUAUUAUUAUGUUUAAGAUAUAUACUUGCGAAUUCGGAUAGAGACGAAGGUUUAGCAGGUUUUAGUACUGUCAGAAAAGGUAUUUUAGAGAAAACGUUUACCGUUCAGUUUAAUGGAACAGAGGAGUUGGCAAGGCUAUGUUUGGAAAGUCAAGGAUAUAAUUUCGAGAAAAGGAUUGCUGGAAAUAUUUACCGUACAACCAAAGAAGGAAUAUCUUCAGAGGCAAGCACCGAUGACAUGAAAAAGCAGCUUAUAAACAGCCCUGGCAAAACCUGUUCAUCUGUGCUUAACAUAUGGAGAGAAACAGUCGAGAAGCGAGUAACACGUUCAACGAUUCUAGAACGACCAAAGAGACAAACCCUGGAUGACGCAGAGUGGAACGAACAGUGGUAUUUAAACGCCGAUCACAGUCCCAGUAUGGGUGUAGCAGCUGCGUGGGCCAAAGGCUACAAAGGGACAGGAAUAAAAAUCAUGGUCAUUGAUGAUGGACUGGAAAUAACACAUACUGAUCUAAACGACAACUAUCUAUCAGACUUGGGAUAUGACGUCUUUACCCAAACAGCAGACCCGUCACCGAACCCAAGUACAGACAACCAUGGUACAAACUGUGCAGGGAUCAUUGCGGCCGAGGACAAUACCGAAUGCGUCAUUGGGAUAGCUUACGACUCGAAAAUCGGAGGGAUAAGGCUAUUAGCAUCAAGUGGAGCCAGCAAUUCUCAAGAGGCCGAAGCGUUGGUUUAUAAAAUAGAUGAAGUUGACAUAUACAGCAACAGUUGGGGAUCUUCGGAUAACGGACAAACAAUAUCCGAACUUGACGAUGUACAAGAACAGGCACUCAUUGAUGGAACAACACGCGGGAGAAAUGGUCUAGGAGCUAUAUAUUCCUGGGCUGCUGGAAAUGGCGGGCAGAACGACGAUGAUUGCAACUAUGAUGGCUACGUAAACAGUCCGUAUACAAUAGCUGUGACCUCGCUUCAAACGAGUUCAGCACCGGCGGAUUACUCAGAACCGUGUUCAGCGCUUAUGUGUGCAACAUACGGCGGCCUAUCAAAUGAUGACGGCAUUGCAACGACUGAUGUAUCGAAAGCUUGUACAACAACGUUCGAAGGAACGUCCGCCGCCUGCCCUGUUGCAUCGGGGAUAUUCGCCCUUGUCCUUGAAUCAAGGCCUAGUCUUACAUGGAGGGAUCUUCAGCACAUUAUUGUCGAGACCGCCAACAACAACCUUGACCCUUCCCAUGACUUCUACCUCAACGGAGCCGGAAAAAAAGUGAGCACAACAGCUGGGUUCGGUCUUCUCGAUGCGGACGCCAUGAUCAACAAAGCUGUCAGUUGGACAACCGUGCCAGAGAGGCUCAAUUGUGAAUCACAGACCAGUGUUGUUAACAGUGCUGCAGCCGUGGAAAUCCUGAACACAAUCACCAUGAGCGAUUGCGCGAUCAAUUACCUAGAACACGUUGAGGUUACGGCUAAAAUUUCAACAAACAUCACUGGGCAUAUGGAGCUUUACUUAAAGUCACCAAACGGGGCAAGCUGGACACGCAUCUUAAAACACCGAAACCAGGACCUAUCUAUUGGAACGCUUGUGGAUUACAGGUUUAUGUCCGUUCAUCAAUGGAGAGAGGGGGCGAAUGGUGACUGGACUAUCAAACUCUCUGACUCAAACGGUGGACAUGUGUUGGUAUUUUAUCAUUGGAAAGUCAAACUCUACGGAACCAACACGGACCCGCUUGCAACUGAUGAAGACGCCAAGGUUGACGUCAUAGCUAUAGUCGCUGGCGUUGUAGGUGGAUUAACAGGGGUAGUCGCUGUAGUAGCUGUUAUAGUGUACGUGAUGAAGCGUAGCAAGGACACUCCAAUCGUAGCUCCGGAAGAUCCGUCAACCCCGUCAAACACCAAAUACUAAAGAACAAACAAAUCAACAGUUUUAUCACAAGCUUCUAUGUGAAGUGCAUCUGAGAAAUCAACAGUUUCAUCACAAGCUUCUAUGUGAAGUGCAUCUGAGAAAUCAACAGUUUCAUCACAAGCUUCUAUGUGAAGUGCAUCUGAGAAAUCAACAGUUUCAUCACAAGCUUCUAUGUGAAGCGCAUCUGAGAAAUCAACAAAAUAUGGUUUUGACAAAUUGGAUGAUGCUUAGAAUAAGUGAACAGUGUGAACAUUAUUAUUUUCAUUCUAACAUCAAAAUCAAUUACGGGACGGGAGCAUUAUUCGCUUUUUGAACUACACGAUGUUUAUAUAUUGUUGUGUUUUUGUUACGGAAAAGGGAAUAUUACAAGAAUCAAACUAAUAUUUUCCCGACAUCUUAGCCAACAAGAAAUAGCUGUUUACAUCGACUUCAAUUCAUCACAAACUUGUCUGACAAUAAAAACAGUACUUUAUUUUUCCUUAGGUUUCAAUGCAUUAAAGAGCUUUUAUUUGGUAUUAAUAUUCCUUGGUCAUCAUACUGUGUCUCAUUAUAUGUUAACUUUUCCUGAUUUGAGAGCACUAAUCUUCACGUUCCAGUAUAUGCUCGAUCAAACAAAUUUCUCAUUAAUUUUUACUUUUAGCAUGUUUGAAUGUAUUUUAUAUUACUGUAUUUUCAUUGCAUGUACGACUGACCGAGUGCCCAUUUUGUCAAUACUUGUUGAAAUGUUAACGGUCUUCAUAAAAUGAUAAACAACAUUGCAAAUUCAUCUUUCAAUUAGUAUGCGUAAUAAAAAACAUUCAUUGAGAAUAGCAAAACACGUUGUCUAUAAAUGCUUAAAUCCUUGAAUACUUAUUAUUAAAUAAUUAGAGAAAAAAAUAGAGUGAGUAUAUAUCUAUGAUAGUCUCAUAUGAUGUCAGAUCAAUUCCAGAGGUCCACACGCUGUUUCAGUAAGAAGAAAAGUUUGAAAUACCAACGAAAUUCCAAACUCGAUCACUGACUCACUAUAUACUAUGGAAGUAGAUGAGAGGGCGGAGCAUACCGCUUUGCAAACAGUACCAAAGCAGUUGCCGGAAUAGACGGGAUAAAGAACUUGAGAAUUAAUCCACAUUUUCAAAAGAAAUUUUCCAUUAAAAAAUUAAGCUCUUGUUUCUGAAAUAAAUGUGAUGCAAGUAUUUUCGAAUGAAAAAUUAUCGACGUUGUCUGUGACACGUAACAAGUUUAACCAAUUUCAAAAUGUUCUUUAGUGAAAAAUCGUAAAUUUGUAAUCGUUUAUGUUUUGUACAAUGCACAUUUUUGUGUAUGACGAAAUAAAGUGUG
Mya arenaria is the source of this 3290-nucleotide messenger RNA. RefSeq names its product furin-like protease 1. Bases 42 to 1973 code for a protein of 643 amino acids. The transcript is spliced from 14 exons. The record is from RefSeq and is a predicted model, not a curated record. Gene Ontology annotation, molecular function: serine-type endopeptidase activity. Lineage: Eukaryota; Metazoa; Mollusca; Bivalvia; Myida; Myidae. Gene Ontology annotation, cellular component: Golgi membrane; trans-Golgi network. Gene Ontology annotation, biological process: protein processing.